GAGAAAGAAAAAUCUUGAAAUGACUAAACCUCAACCCACGAAAUUCGGGAAAUUCUCUUUUUUUGUAUUUUUUUCUUUUUUGUUUUUAGGAAAAAAAGAAAAAAUAAGAGUGAAGAAAGCAUAGCGGCCGAUGGCCACCGUCCUCAAUUUCCACCCGAGCCAUCGCCGCCUCCACCGCAACUCCGCCGCCGCGGUAUUCCUUAUCUCCCCGCGCCUCCACUUCCAUUUUUUCUGAUUAGAACAUCGUCCAAGUUGAAAUUGGAUUCCGCUCCCAUUGAAUUGCUCGAAUUUCACAUUUCACAAUCCUGCAUCGUCAACAAUCAUCAAAAUUCACGCCUCUUUCAAUAAGAAACUCUGGGAUGGCGUCGGCGGCGGCUUCCAUAUCUCACAGGCCUCUCAGUGCAUGCAAUACUCGCCGGCGCUCUAAUGUAUUGCCAUCUUUGCCGGCGGUUUUGCCUGUUUCUUCUUCUGCUUCUAUUGACGACGAAAAUGCUCCGAGAAAUAGAAGGGUUUCUUGUGCUUGCGUUGCUCCGCCUCAAAAUUACCAGCCUGCAAACUUUAAAGGUGCUCACAAGAUUGAUAAUUCAAGCAUGAACAAGGAGGAUGAGGAUGGGCCAGAUGUGCUCAUUGAAUGCCGAGAUAUCUACAAAUCCUUUGGGGAAAAGCACAUACUAAGAGGUGUGAGCUUUAAGAUUAGGCAUGGAGAGGCUGUUGGAAUAAUAGGGCCAUCUGGGACAGGAAAGUCAACCAUCUUGAAGAUUAUGGCUGGGCUUCUUGCUCCAGACAAGGGUGAGGUAUUGAUUCGCGGUAGAAGACGACAUGGGUUGAUCAGUGAUGAGGAAAUAUCUGGCCUAAGAAUUGGCUUGGUUUUUCAGAGUGCAGCACUUUUUGAUUCUCUCACUGUUCGUGAAAAUGUCGGGUUUUUGUUAUAUGAAAAUUCAACUAUGUCAGAGGAUAAAAUUGCCGAACUUGUCACAGAGACUCUAGCUGCUGUUGGACUGAAGGGAGUUGAAGAUCGAUUACCUUCUGAAUUGUCUGGUGGGAUGAAAAAGAGAGUUGCCCUUGCUCGUUCCAUCAUUAAUGAUACAACAAAGCAUGCGAUUGAGCCUGAGGUGCUCCUAUAUGACGAGCCAACAGCUGGUCUGGAUCCUAUUGCAUCCACUGUUGUUGAAGAUCUCAUUCGCUCGGUUCAUAUGAAAGGUGAAGAUGCAUGUGGGAAGCCUGGGAAGAUUGCUUCAUAUGUGGUAGUUACUCAUCAACAUAGCACAAUCAAAAGAGCUGUUGAUAGGCUGCUGUUUUUGUAUGAAGGAAAAGUUGUUUGGCAAGGAAUGACUCAUGAAUUCUCCUCGUCGACGAAUCCAAUUGUUCAACAGUUUGCAUCCGGGAGCUUGGAUGGGCCAAUUAGGUAUUAGGAGGUAGGACGAUGUCCGUGUUGGCGCUGGCAAGAGUUUUUUUCUUAGCAAGCUCACUUGCAGAUUUCCAUCUCUUGCUUCAUACGAUGUAUUUGCUACAACUUUUCCCCAUUUGUAGAACUUAGAAAAGUUGAGUUGAAUCAAAAGGAAUGUGAUAGUGUUUCUUUUAA
This is a messenger RNA of Salvia miltiorrhiza (redroot sage), 1582 nucleotides long. Its product is annotated as protein TRIGALACTOSYLDIACYLGLYCEROL 3, chloroplastic. The record is from RefSeq and is a predicted model, not a curated record. NCBI's taxonomy places the organism in Eukaryota, Viridiplantae, Streptophyta, Magnoliopsida, Lamiales, Lamiaceae. The transcript is spliced from 10 exons. The coding region runs from base 360 to 1412 and encodes 350 amino acids. Gene Ontology annotation, molecular function: ATP binding; ATP hydrolysis activity.